AUGGCUAAUAGUUUAUUUACUGUUCCCAACUUUUUAAAAGAGAUGCCUGAACAUUGGCCAACACAGAAAGUAACACAGAAGCUAGACAAAGUUUCCUGGUUUCGCCGGAAGGAUUUUCAGUUAUUAACAGUUGGUCUUUCAACUUAUAGCAGUGAUGAACGUUUUAUCAUAGAACACACUAGACACUUAGGUAAUUGGGCAUUACGAAUAAAGAAUGCCCGCGUCGAAGAUGAAGGAUUUUAUGAGUGCCAAAUAUCAACGCAUCCGCCACAAUCAAUAUUUGUUGAACUUAAAAUAGUUGAGGCAGUAGCUGAAAUUUUGGAAGCCCCUGAUGUACAUAUAAAUGAAGGUUCCACAUUGAAGCUUGAAUGUAAAUUAAAAAGAGCUACAGAGAGUCCUUUAUAUGUAUUCUGGUACCACGAGUCCCGUAUGAUAAAUUAUGACUUAGACCAUGGAGUAACAGUUACAUCGGGCCAAUUACCGUCUAGUUUUUUGCAUGUUAAAAAUGCGACUGUUCGUCAUGGUGGUAAUUACACAUGUGCUCCGGCUAAUGCUAAACCGUCGAGUGUUUUUGUUCAUGUGCUAAAAGGUGAGAAGCCUGCAGCUAUGCAAUAUCCUGAUAAAAGCUCAUGUUGCAAAUAUCACUUCAGUAUAGGAAUACUUUAUUUUGGGAUGAUGAUUUGCAUAUACUUUCACUAAAAAAAAAAACCAGGAAAAAAUCUUAAUAUAAAUAAAAAAAAACAAUUUUAUAAAUUUCUCCUUGUUAUCAAUGUAAAUAUGGAAUUAUUUUAUAAAUAUAAAAAUAAAAUAUUUGAGUUCGUUA
This is a messenger RNA of Condylostylus longicornis, 823 nucleotides long. RefSeq names its product neuronal growth regulator 1-like. The coding region runs from base 1 to 699 and encodes 232 amino acids. Gene Ontology annotation, biological process: synapse organization. Gene Ontology annotation, cellular component: neuron projection membrane. NCBI's taxonomy places the organism in Eukaryota, Metazoa, Arthropoda, Insecta, Diptera, Dolichopodidae. The record is from RefSeq and is a predicted model, not a curated record. The transcript has 6 exons.